UUCAACUUCGCAGGCAAGCCGGCGGCUGUCGGCGGUUGUCGGCGAUGAAAACAUUUUAUGUGAACAUCAUCUGCGGACGCAACGUACUCCAGUAAGACGAUUCGAUCCAUAUUUACCGGUAAAAUUGUUGAAACUUGAGCAAUUCGAUUUGCACUUCGCGCAAAUUUGAGUAUGUCGGCGAUCCAUCGCAGAUGCGCCGGGGACCCACUGGGACAGAUCGCUGAACGUUGUCAAUUGCAACCGGCGACUAGGCUUAAUUGCCUACUCACGAUCUCGUGUUCACAGUUACUAAAGAUUAUCAGGUGUUAACGCAGAGCAAAAAUAGAUCAAAAUUGAAACUAAUUACAAGCCUGAACGAGUGUUGAGGACUAAGAACACUAUCCUAAUCAUUCCUGUUAGCUUGAAUAACAGUCAGGUUAGCCUGUCUACGGUUAGCUCAAUAUUGAUUUGUUUUGGUGAUUUUGUCACCUCACUUGUUUCGCGGGUUCGCUCGCCUCGCUGGCGCGAAAAUGUCACUGGCAACCCAGACUUGGGCUCACACAGUCAAUCCAGAAAAUUAAUUCAGUUGCCACGGUAAAAUGUAAAUCAGCAACGGCUUAUGCAAAACAUUUUCCCAUGAGAAUCAUUCAACGGACAGGUGAAUGUACCAAAUCAAUAAGUGAUAGAUCUUACCAAUUACUGGCUGUUUAGUUUCGUUGUUAGGGGAAAUGCAAGCCAGUCGACAAAUAUCUGAAAUGGCGAGCAAAGUUUGUAUGCAGUCGAAAACUUUGCGGCCUUCUUCUGGCUUCGUAAUUUCAUUUUUAAAUCUAGUUUACUGCAGAUGAAGAAAGUGAAUACUCACGAAGAUAUUGGCUGCUUCGAGACAAAUUUUGCGAACGGUUUAUCUGUGUUAUAAAGUUCCUAUAAAGUUCCUGCAGUUGUUACGUUACGCUCACCUCAAAAAUGACCUCGGCGAGUUCUAGCGUUACGACAACACGGCGACGAACGUCGAGUUCUUCCGACAUAAUGGCCUCGAUGACGGCUUCCAGAGCUGCUGCGACGUAUUUUGACAAAAUAGAACGGUACGAGCUUCAAGAAACGCUGGCAUACACUUCAAGUGACUGGCUGCUUUCUACCGAAGACACGAGGAUUUCUGUCGAACCUCCGCAAGGCCUGAUCGCCGGAAUUCAAAUUCCGAGCAAUUUCAGCAACUGUUUACUUCUGAUCCCCGAGGAGGAAGGCAUCGAGCCGUUAGAAUUACGAGAAAUGCAUCAGAUUGUACGUGAAUUGGUGAUUGGAAUUUACAUUUUGAAUCAAACGCCUUCGAUAGCUUUGGAAGCGAACUAUGAUUGUAGUACAUCUUGCCAGAUUCCGCCUGCUUACUACGACACUCGAAUCGGCCAGAUACUCUCCGAUGUCGAUUACAUGAUGAAGAGCUUAUGGCACGGAGCUUACUUCCCAAAAGACAAAAGAACUAAAUUUGCUGAACGCUGGAGGCAGGCAGUGAAUUUGAACACCACCACAGGAGAGCCAGAAACUCGAAGGAGUUUACAACUUGUUUGGACUGAGGCAGGUAUUCUUGACUUGGCGAAAGAUCCCGAACUUACUCAAGCUUAUGAUGCAAUCCCGGAUGAAAACAAAGACGAUCCAGUCGCGAUAGAAGAGAAGAGACACUUCAUGAAGCAUGUUGACGAACUAGCACUGAAACUUACUUUGUUCCAGAACACUGUCAAUCAACAUCAAAAUAUGUUUUUGACAGAUGCCAGUUAUCACAUUUCUAGUGUAGUGAGGUCAGAUAAAAUUGAUCUUCAAAGUUACGAAAAACUGCAGAGAAGGCUUGGAGCACAUCAGGAGUUUAUCAGGAGCACGCUGCUGUUAAAGCCGGAGGUAAAGCGACAGCUGUGCCUGCUGAAAUUUAUCAGCUUCAUGGUGCCGUUUCUGAUUGCGAUCAAGAAACGCUGUAAGGUACCUGAUAUCAACAAACUGCUCCCAGCAUUCACUUUUGAGGAGUGUAAAACUGAACGUGAGUUUCCCCCACUGAUUCUAAGACCAGAAUUCAAGUGUAAGAACUUUGAUCACUCAGAGAAAUACUUUCACUUGCAUGGUGGAAUUUCAAUCAACCGCGUAACUCCACCUGCAGAGAAAAUCGCCCCAGCAGUUGUUGCAGAACGUGAAAAUCUAGAAUACAUAGCCUCAGACGCAUACAACAAAAUCAUGAGCUCAGACACUGUAAUGUUAGAAAGUUAUCCAAUGGCUGCAGUUGAAAUUGAUGAUAAAAGGUAUUUUGUCCUCAACAUUCAUUUGGAGACUUUCUAUCCUGUUUCGCCAAAACACCCACUGUGGAUUCAUGCGCAUUAUGACGAGAUUGUAAAACUCAAACCAAAGCGGCUUCCAGUACAUGAGCUACAGAUUCAUGAGCAGUUCAAGAAGAGGUAUGGCUAUCAAAGAACCGUGAAACUCAAACAGAUCCCCGUUGGGCUCCAGGCCAGCGCUCAGAGAGGUCUAGUCUCAAUAUUUCACACCAUGACACGAAGAUUGCCGCCGUCACGUCUGACAACUCAAGACUCAUCUGGUCUGUCUCUCAUUCACCAUGCUGCCAUGUUUAAUAGGCCGCAGAUUAUCACAAUGUUGGUUGUCAUGGGUUUUGAUGUUAAUGUGCGACGUUACAACAACAUUUCUUUUAUGCACUUAAUUCACCGUGAACCCAAGUUGCUGGAGCUCAAGUCUAAGGAUGAUUUAGAGUCAACGCCGAUUCUUCUAGCAGCUUCAAGUGGUGCUCUUGAUUCAGUCAAAAGCCUGAUUGAGCUUGGUGCACAGUAUACUUCUAUAGACAAGGAAGGUAAUGGAGCAGUGCAUCUUGCUGCUCUCCACUUUCACACUAACACGCUGGAAUAUUUCAUCAGUUGGAACAAUGAUGAGGUUCCAGUAUGGGACCUGCUUGUGGGUAUGCUGAAGUCUGAUGACAUCAAGAGGAAGCACAGUGCUGUUAAAUGCCUUGAAGUUCUGUCCUUAGCAUUAGAAAGCAACUGGAAGUCUAUCCUACAUGCAGGAGGGGUUCCUGCCCUUGUGGAUCUUCUCAGACUUCAGAAUGCAGAGCUGCAAUCUCUUGCAGGAUCUGUUCUGUGUAACAUUGGAAGUCAUGCAGAGGUUAGAGCCGAGGUGUCGAAAGCUGAUGCUAUCCCUGUUGUUGUCAGCCUUCUGCAUUCACCUGUGCCUAUGAUUCACUCUCGAGCUGCUGUCAUCCUUGGUGAUCUGGCUUGUUUGGAUGUUAACCAAGGAAAGAUUUUUGAAGAAGGUGGAAUAGACGCACUUGUCGGUUUGCUGGACUCUGCACUUGAACAUGUGUUGGUGAACUGCGUCAAUGCACUGAGGGUCUUGUGUGAUGGUAACCAUGACAACCAGACAGCUGUUGCUGAGAGUGGUGCCAUUGACACCCUUACUGAACUUUUGAGUGCUAAAUCUAAGAAUCUUCAAGCCAAUACAGCAGCCUGUCUGAGCUCCUUGGCCAAAGGCCAUCACGAGAACCAAGACCUUGUGGUCGCUAAGGGAGCUGUCAAGCCACUUGUCUGCUUAGCAAAGAGUACAAAGACACUUUGUCAAAAUGCAGAGCUGCAAUCUCUUGCAGGAUCUGUUCUGUGUAACAUUGGAAGUCAUGCAGAGGUUAGAGCCGAGGUGUCGAAAGCUGAUGCUAUCCCUGUUGUUGUCAGCCUUCUGCAUUCACCUGUGCCCAUGAUUCACUCUCGAGCUGCUGUCAUCCUUGGUGAUCUGGCUUGUUUGGAUGUUAACCAGGGAAAGAUUUUUGAAGAAGGUGGAAUAGAAGCACUUGUCAGUUUGCUGGACUCUGAACUUGAACAUGUGUUGGUGAACUGCGUCAAUGCACUGAGGGUCUUGUGUGAUGGUAACCAUGACAACCAGACAGCUGUUGCUAAGAGUGGUGCCAUUGACACCCUUACUGAACUUUUGAGUGCUAAAUCAAAGAAUCUUCAAGCCAAUACAGCAGCCUGUCUGAGCUCCUUGGCCAAAGGCCAUCGCGAGAACCAAGACCUUGUUGUCGCUAAGGGAGCUGUCAAGCCACUUGUCUGCUUAGCAAAGAGUACAAAGACACUUUGUCAAAAAUUUAGGCUUUUGAGAUCUCCCUCCCCAUUGGAAUUUCCCGAAGCCAUCCUUGGGGUAGGUGUGAACAUUUUCUGGAACCAAACAUUCCAUAACUAUUUUUUUCUUGUUGCAGGUGCCAGUGCUCUGUGGGCGUUGGCAGGUGUCACGCGGCAUCAGCAGCAGCGUAUUGCCAGCAUGAUUGGAAUUAACAUCCUUGUUGACAUGUUGAUGCUCAAAUCAGAAACUCUACAGUUUAUUGCUGGCAUGGCCAUCAUUGCUUUAACUACAGAGAACAUUGAGAAUCAGAACAAGAUUGUGGCUGGAGGCGGAGUGCAGCCUCUAGUGAGACUCCUGAGAUCAGCUAAGACCUCUGAAAAGGUUUUGCUGAUGGUGAUUCGUGUUCUCGGCAUCCUGUGUGUAGGCGUGGCUCAUCAGUCAAACAAAUCAACCCAGCUUGAGAUAACAAAUGCUGAAGCGCUUGUUACGCUUGUUCGUCUCCUGCGCACGUCAAAAAAGGCGCUUAUUCAGGUUGAGGUCGCGAUAACUUUGGGGAAAAUAGUUCUCAAUAAUUCACAAACACAGAAGCUUCUAGUGGAGCAGACAAAGUUUCGUGUUGUAGAACUUCUUCAUCACCUCUCCAACAAGGAAGAAACAGUUCGACAUAAAGCUGGUAUGGCGCUCGCAACAUUUGCUUACAACAACACUUCACAGCAGUAUGCCGUUAAAAACGCCGGUGGAAUUUCGUUAACGGCCUUCGAAGAGUUUCUGGGAUCUGAGAACGAAUUGUACCAGGCCCACGCGGCUUUUCAGAUCAUCAUCUUGGCACGCGUGAUUGAUAGUGAUCAGGUGACCCUGACAGCACGUGGUGUGGAAUUACUAGUGCGCUUGCUCAGUUCUGAGCAGCACAGCACACAGAUACUCGCCGCCAGUUUGUCAGCCAGUCUCGGCCACACGCGGGCUGGUGUCCCUGCGGCUUUGAUCACGGCUGGUUCUGUGGAAGCGCUCCUCGCAAAUCUGUCGUCGCUGAACGAAGAAGUUCGCAGCAGCGCCGCCGUUGCCCUUGGUUACCUUUCCUUUGACCGUACUGCUUCCCGUCUGAUGUUGCAAGCAUGUAGGAACACUCCAGGGCUGCUUGAAUCUCUUGUGGAUAACCUUGGUAACGGGAAAAUAUCCAUGGAGUUCAUGGACGAGUGGAGGCAGACCAAGAUCGUGGGACUGCCUUCAGCCAGUCUUGAGAUUCACGGAGGUCCCCCGGUACCACAGAGGUUACCCCCUGAAGAAAGAAAACGCCGACCUCGCACAACUCAAAGCAUGCCUUCCGCACGACACUUCCGCCGCCAAGACAUGAAGAGAGUGGCCUCGGCACCAAUUGUUGUAAACAGCUACCGUAACCAAGUAAAGGCGGGUAUUGUGCGAGCUAUGUUACCGCGCACUGAGUCGUCAAACUUUAGAAGCGCCUUUGGAGCUGCGGAGAUGUGGAGAUCUAAGUUACUGACGUCGCGGCCCACGCUAGAAAGGAGACUAUCCAGUAAACAUUCGUGACUUCAUCCGGGACUGUAGAAACGGUACGGUCGGCAAACCGGACCUGUUAGGUAUCCCGAAGAGUUUCCGAACACUUACGAACGUUUUUGCAUCAGUUGUUUCAUAGCAACAUCCUGUCAAAAAAUAUCGGAAAUUCUCGGAGACGAACUUAUUUACCUAAUAAUUUACAAUCUAUGGUUGUAAGAACACACGUUUCAAAGUAACGUAUGUACACAGAAUUCAUGGAACGGUUUUCAAAAAUGGUGCAAUUUCUAAAAAUUGUAAAGACUACCACCGGACAUCACUAAGCACAAAAAUAAAUUACAAAAACAAAGUU
Molecule: messenger RNA, 5932 nt
Organism: Orbicella faveolata
Lineage: Eukaryota; Metazoa; Cnidaria; Anthozoa; Scleractinia; Merulinidae
Product: ankyrin and armadillo repeat-containing protein-like
Molecular function (GO): protein binding
Source: RefSeq, a predicted model, not a curated record